Messenger RNA from Penicillium concentricum, 1569 nucleotides. Its product is annotated as Zn(II)2Cys6 transcription factor. NCBI's taxonomy places the organism in Eukaryota, Fungi, Ascomycota, Eurotiomycetes, Eurotiales, Aspergillaceae. The transcript has 2 exons. The record is from RefSeq and is a predicted model, not a curated record. Gene Ontology annotation, molecular function: DNA-binding transcription factor activity, RNA polymerase II-specific; zinc ion binding. The coding region runs from base 1 to 1569 and encodes 522 amino acids. Gene Ontology annotation, biological process: regulation of DNA-templated transcription.
AUGUAUAUUCCUGGGCCCAAGGAAAGAAAGACAAGGUCAAAGCAUUCGAAUGUGCGAACGGGCUGUAUCACAUGCAAAACGCGCCGUAAGAAGUGCGACGAGGCCCAACCGGCCUGUCAGAACUGCAUCAGAACAGGGCGAACGUGCGAUGGAUAUGCGCAGGUCCCCGACAAGCGAACCAGGGCUUGGCGUCAGCCGCGGCAAUCGGACAGUCCCGCCUCGAGUCGGCAUCACUCUAGCCCGGACAACCCCCCUGUCAAGAUUCUUCGAUUUGUGGACCCCAGCCCCAACGGACUGUCAUGGAGUGACCGCUGGCACUUAGAUUACUUCCACAAACACACUGCGGUUUCGAUUUCCGGGUACUUUGAGGAUGCGUUUUGGUGCAGGUUGGUUUUUCAGAUGUGCCAGGGACAGGCAGCUGUCCGACAUGCUGCGAUAUCGUUGAGUGCGAGGCACGUCGAAAUUGAAAAAGUGGAAGUGGAAAAUGUCGAGCAUCGGGAGAGUCCAUUGGCUCUGAAACAUAUCCACAAGUCGAUUAUUUGUCUCCGAGAAGAUCUCAUCCGCCAUGCAGCGUGUCAGUUACAUACUGAGACGGUCCUUGUCACCUGCAUUCUCUUGACGGUCCAGGCGAUUUUCCAAGAAGAUCUGCAUGGUGCUCGCCGCCAUAUGUUGUCUGGCAAACAGCUGUUUAGGGAAUGGGAAGCCGUCGACUGCGGAAGGGGUUCCAAUUGGGAAGCGCUGAAAUUCGCAUUGUCUCAAAUGGAACGUGCUUGGGAAAUCUGUGUUAACCCACCGGAUUUCACCAACGAGGAGCCUCAUCAUUAUCUCGAAUCCGACGAAACUAAAGUCAAGUUUCAUCUUACCGAGGCGGAGAAGCUGACCAACUAUCGCACCCACAUGAUGAUUCUUGGACGACAGCUGAUGGAAAGGCUUCUGAGAGGAGGGUUCAAGAUAGUAUCUGCUGGUGCGCCUUUGCUCCGUGGAGGGCGCACAAUCUUGAUCAGGAUGCGAUUUUGGCGGGUUACGGUGAAAACCCACAUAGCUAGCGGAGAAUAUUCGCCAAUCGAUCAAUAUGUCUAUGAUUUGGCUGAGCCAUAUACUUUGCUCAUCUAUCUCAAAGUAUCUGUCGGUGUCAGCCCGCAGCCAACGGAGAGUCUGUUUGAUGAGUAUCUGGAGACUUUCCAGCGAGUCGUUCUGCUCUGCAAGAAUCUUCUACGCUUUGAUUUGAGUAAGGAGCCAGAGUCUCUGUCUCUGGUCCACGACUAUGUUGCAGUCGCUCUUUUGUGGUGUGGAAUGAAGUGUCGAGAUUGGUCACUUAGGGAUGAAAUCCUUUCCCUGUUGAAUUCUUGCAAAGCUUCUAGCCCAUGGGUCUCUUCUGCAAUUGUGGCACUCAAGAAGGUGAUUCAAGUCGAGUCACAUGGGUUGAAGCGGGGUGAUACCAUCCCGGAUGCCGCUCGUCUUCAGUGUAUAGAUGUGCAGGUAUUAAUGGGAGGCUCCAAGGCUGUAUUGUCUUACGGCAAAUCCCGACAUGGGGGCAUGACUUGGAAAGGUGAAACUCUGCGCUAUUGA